AUGGGAGAAGAUGGCGAAGUAACGUCCAGGACUGUCAAAGGAAAUGGAACUUCGCUUUCCUCGCUGCUGUCACCCCAGCGAGAGAAGAAGCGCGGAUGUCGUGCUCGACGAGAGCUGGCAGCAAAGCUCGCUCUCGAGGAGGAGGAGAGGAACGGCUGUCCAGCUGAGGAAGAGCCCGAAAAAGCGAAGAUUCGCUACACCCUGCUUCAGGACGCUCCUGUUUACUACGGUGCCUAUAUGAGAAGAGGUAGCGUCAUUUUAAUCCAUUUGUGCCGUUAG
Cylicostephanus goldi is the source of this 279-nucleotide messenger RNA. Lineage: Eukaryota; Metazoa; Nematoda; Chromadorea; Rhabditida; Strongylidae. The record is from the annotation of a GenBank genome assembly.